CCACUCAGUUGGAGGGAUUCGCCUGUGAAAGGCGCUGUGGGGUUGUCAGUUGUCCGAUAAAAACAACAGCGUAGCGUGAAAAAGUGUCUCCAUGUUGCAGUGAGAGAGGACAAGUGAAGGUGCUAUUGCGUGCAUCAGAGCGCCACCAACAUUCAGCAUCAACAUUCUCGUGCCGCGAUGACUAUGGACGUGAAAGCGGAGACACAGAAGAACACUUCGCCGCAGGAGUGCGCUGGCUGCGGCAAGAACAUCACCGAGAGGUUUCUGCUGAAGGCGCUGGACCGCUUCUGGCACGAGGACUGUCUCAAGUGUGGCUGCUGCGACUGCAGGCUGGGGGAGGUAGGCUCCACGCUCUACACCAAGGCGGACCUCAUCCUCUGCAGGAGAGACUACCUCAGGUUGUUUGGCAACACAGGCUACUGUGCGGCGUGCAGCAAGGUUAUCCCAGCCUUCGAGAUGGUGAUGAGGGCCAGGAACAACGUGUACCACUUGGAGUGCUUCGCCUGUCAACAGUGCAACCACAGGUUCUGUGUGGGCGACCGCUUCUACCUGUGUGAGAACAAGAUCCUCUGUGAGUACGACUACGAGGAGCGACUCGUUUUCGCCAACAUGGCGUACAACCCUCCCAGCAUCGCCCACAUCAAGCGACAGACCAGCCAUCUACCGCCGGGUUCUGUUACAUCACCUCUUAUGAACGGUACUGCAGUUGGUAUCCGGACGUCGAACGCCGUUCUGCCGUCGGCAGGAGACCUGAACAACAACAUGGCUAGUGCGGGCCACCUGAUGGCCCAUCAGCUACUCCCCGCGGGUCACAUUAAGUCUUCCCCAUCUCUACAACUCGGCACAGGGAGGUGAAACCAGCAGCGACAUUGCCAUCUCCACGGACCGAUUGGCUGUAGAUUUUAAGGAACUUUUAGGUGACGCCAUUUGGUUUCCCGGCAGGCCACGCAGAUGUGCUGUACCGCUAGAAGACGCAGUUCAGCCAGCACUGAGGAUUAUUAUACAGGGUGUUUCGAAUAAAAUGCAGUGAAUAAAACAGAUAUUUCGGCUGAAAAUAUUCAACGAUAGCAUGACUAGUUCGGUUUGGAUUGAAAGCAGAUAUGAUGACCCAAAUAAUGCGUCCUGGUGUUCACUUUUUCUCGAAAUCGAUGUCAGAUUUCAGUGUUUAUUGAUGGUGUAAAAUGCACUAUAAAUCACUGACGUAUGUUGGUCACAGUAAUGUACAAAACCUAGAGCACUUCAAAUGUUUCUUUCGUUUAAUUUCAUGCUGUGCGAAAUGAAUAGGUUGUCUGUGAAACAAAUAAGCAUGUAUUUGUAAGGAACCAGUCAGACCGACCAUAUUGGUUAGCAGCGCCGAGAACAGUUUUCUACUUAAACAGCCCUCACAUCUGAAUGAGAUACUUUCUACCCGAACACGAUACCAAGAUAGAUCUGAACUGAAAUAUCCCUCUACAUUAAACUGCUGCUCAAUGAAAUUUCAAUUUUACCUAUGAUUUCUCUAUAUCCAAAACUUAGAUACUUCAUGCAUGUGACAGGGAAUGCCUUCAGAAGGCUUCAGAUGGCCGGUCAGUCCCGUUCCAGUGACAGGAAAAGCGGUCGUAAAAGAAGUGACGGACGCUGCACAACUGAACUCUUCAAGAAUGUGAUGCCAUGGCAACGGACGCCACAUGAACACGAAUAAGAAAUACAGAAUUGCAAUUGUUGUACAAAGACAGCGCAGUAUUUAAAUUUAUAGUAAACCGUCGCUAAUCCGGAUAAUUUGGGAGGAUGGAGAUAGAUCGUCCGGAUUAAGUGACAAUCCGGAUGAGUGACGCAAAAUGUAGCCCUACAAGACAAGACAAAAUAAUUUAGAACAUAAAUGCAAAAUUUAAUGAUAUAAGUAGUGCAGAUAAAAAUAUCACUGUAGAGCCUUUAUUUAAAGUCUAUAAAAAGACAACACAUUUAUUCAUCAAUACAAGCCUCAGAAUUUGUACCUAUUUUUGAACGUGAUAUUGCAGGUCUCAGAAACUGCCAUUUUUUUUUCUGAACAGACAAGUGUCUCAUCUCUUUUCCUAAAUGUCGUUUGUCCUUUAAAGUAUGUACUCAUCUGUGAAAGGAAUUUUUAUUUUUCCCUGCCAUGCCCGAAGAUCGCGGGUUCAA
Messenger RNA from Cryptotermes secundus, 2139 nucleotides. Its product is annotated as LIM domain only protein 3. Gene Ontology annotation, biological process: positive regulation of transcription by RNA polymerase II. Gene Ontology annotation, cellular component: nucleus. The coding region runs from base 178 to 855 and encodes 225 amino acids. The record is from RefSeq and is a predicted model, not a curated record. NCBI's taxonomy places the organism in Eukaryota, Metazoa, Arthropoda, Insecta, Blattodea, Kalotermitidae. The transcript has 6 exons. Gene Ontology annotation, molecular function: DNA-binding transcription factor binding; transcription coactivator activity.